This is a messenger RNA of Chelonoidis abingdonii (Abingdon island giant tortoise), 436 nucleotides long. RefSeq names its product SEC22 homolog C, vesicle trafficking protein (gene SEC22C). Lineage: Eukaryota; Metazoa; Chordata; Testudines; Testudinidae. The record is from RefSeq and is a predicted model, not a curated record. Gene Ontology annotation, biological process: endoplasmic reticulum to Golgi vesicle-mediated transport.
AUGAAGAACAGCCUGGAGAAAAUUCAGGAAGAGCUGAAGUUCCAUCCUCCUGUGCUUCUGAAACUAGAGGAUAUAGAGCUGAUGAACGGGAUGAUUAAUGGGUACACAGAAGUGCACAUGGGGUCUGCCCCUAUCUACAGAAUGCAACCUGUGACUCCUUUGGGGAUUCUGUCCCUUGUUCUCAGUAUCAUGUGUGGGGCAUUGAACCUCAUUCGAGGAGUUCAUCUAGCGGAGUAUUCUUUUCAGGAAGACCACGAGGGAAUUGGAAAUGUAAUAGCAUUUCUCCUUUCUUUUCUAGCCUGCAUUUUUCAGGGCAUUGUGGGACAGCUCCUGAAAGCCAGCAAUGGUCGAUGUAAGCAACGCAGUAUCUGCCUUGACACCAUGUCAACCUAACUAAAGUGACCUUGGCUCUACGCUGCUCAUGGAGGGGGAGUUA